Molecule: messenger RNA, 3653 nt
Organism: Tachysurus fulvidraco (yellow catfish)
Lineage: Eukaryota; Metazoa; Chordata; Actinopteri; Siluriformes; Bagridae
Gene: abrab
Product: actin binding Rho activating protein b
Exons: 2
Coding region: 142-1185 (347 amino acids)
Biological process (GO): positive regulation of transcription by RNA polymerase II; positive regulation of Rho protein signal transduction
Cellular component (GO): sarcomere
Molecular function (GO): actin binding
Source: RefSeq, a predicted model, not a curated record
UGCUCCCUAUUUCAAAGGCACUACUGACUAACAGGGCGCUGCUUCUAGAAAUGACCAGAGAAUAAUAAGAGUAGGUGGUUCAACAACAACAACAAUUAAAAGAAGAGCUGAAUGCGUGGAUGAACAUACAGUUGUUCAACAAUGUCUGAGACCAUGUCGUCUCAAAGGAAGCCCUCGGCUAACAAGAAUAUAAAGAAGCUGCGUACAUUGACAGUGGUGUGCAACCUGGCACGGAGUUGGCAACAGUGGAUAUGUGAGAAUGAAGAAAAGCAGGCUAGUGAACCCACAGGCUGGGCCCCAGACAGUAUUGACAAGGACAAAGCUGAAAAGCAAGAGCCAAAGAAACCUGCAUCUAUUGAGAAGAAGACAAAAACGUCUCAAGACAACGAGAGUGGAACAGAGGAUUCCCGCAUUAAGACCAAACAGGUAGUGAAAACAGUGACACGAGAUGUUCAAGAGAAAGGUGCAGGCAUUGAGUUCCUGACCAACCGCAUUUGUAAAGACCCAGCGGAAGAAGAGCUGGACAGGAUGCUGAAGAAGACUUCACCCACCCUGCGCAGAAACUGCUCCAACAUGGUGUCAGAGCUGAAGCAGGGCUGGAAGGUUGCAGGAAAUGAACGGAAUUCUGAGAACCAGGAAAAUGCGGAAGAGAGAGAUACAGACUUAUCAUCUAACAGGAUCAAGAGACCAUCAUCACUUGGGUCCAAGACCGGAGUAGAGGAUGCCAAUAAAACUAAUGCUCGCUCAGGCAAGUACAGCGCCGUGGGGAGCCUCAAGAGCCGCUGGCAAAACUGGGCGUCAGAACACAACGAGAGCCAAAAACUCAACCCCUUUAGCGAAGAUUUCGAUUACGAGUUCUCCAUGUCCUUGCGUUUGCGGAAGGGAGAGGAAGGCUAUGGCAGGCCCAAGGAGGGCAGCAAGACGGCAGAGAGAGCCAAACGGGCUGAAGCGCACAUCCAUCGAGAGAUUGAACACAUGUGCUUCAUCAUCAGGACUAUGGCUGACCCUGACCCGGAUGGUUACGUCCAGAUAACCUUUGGUGAGCUGUUUGACAGAUAUGUGAGGAUUUCAGACAAGGUAGUGGGCAUUCUCAUGAGAGCCCGGAAGCACGGCAAGGUGCACUUUGAAGGAGAGAUGCUGUGGCAGGGUCGGGAUGAUGGAGUUAUCAUCACGCUGCUUGUGUGACACAAACAGUGGGAUGAUGGAGUUAUCAUUAUGCUGCUUGUGUGACACAAACAUGACACCAUUUUAUAACAUAAUGCACUCUGACAAAAAAAGGAGCUUUGAUUUUGCUGCUGUAAAAGGAAAUAAGUAUUAAUAUAUAGUAAUGGUAUGAGGGUGGCACUGAUGUUACUGAUAAAUCAUUUUUAUUUUAUUGAUGGAUUAUUAUUAGUAGUAGUAGAUUAUUAUGUAGGUUUCUCAUGAUUUUAUAUGAACUGAUGUCUUUUAAACACAUUCUUUUUUAUGUAUUUAUCUAUGACGUGUACAUGUUUGUAUUUGCCAGACAAUAGACUCCAAUUCUGUAUUCAGCAUGCCCUGGCUGAUUUCCACACAUAAAUCAAACGUGCUACGUUUUACACUCACGGCUGCAGGAGGUGAAGAAUUUUCAGUCCUGAAAGUGAAAAGUCAUAUAAUCCUAGUAACAUGAUCAUAUAUUACAGGUGUAAGGAAUCAUCGGCAUCACAUAAGGAAAACAUAUUUAUAAGUGUUUUUUUCUCCACUUUAUUCCCCAGUAUUAACCCUUUUUUACACUUGUAAAAUGUUUUGCUAUUCUGAAAUGGAAAUUGCAUUAUUAUGAAAUGCCUCCUGUCCAUAUUUGGCUCCUAUAGUCUAUAGUCAUGAUGACGCCAUCCCUCGAGCAGGCAGGGUGUCAUUUAAUUGGAGGUCUGCUUAAGAUUCCUCCAAGUGAAUACAGAGACAAAGUCAAAGGCCUGCAUUAAGCCACAUACAGUACAUCACGAUUUACAUUAUACGGACUAUUAAAAUUAAACGAGGUGUUUUAUGAAAACACAUUAUGCCUCUACACUUUCAUCUUAGUUCAGAAAUGGGUCAGUGAGCUAAUGAACAGGUUUCAUUUGAAAUACAUGUGCAUCGUUGAAGAGUUUGUAAUGAGCAUUUACAUCCACCAGCCCGAGCACUGGAAUACAGAAUAUCCAUUAACUUCCCUUUGCUUUCUGAACUAUUCAUGAGAUCUGAUGAACUGUGAAAAGCUGUGAAAUUUAGUAGAAGGUUUGCUCAUAGGCUACAUUUUACUUAUACAGUACAUGAAGAAAACAAGUGAAUGUGACAACAAGCCAACAGAAUGCUACAGUGAAUGCAUAUGGACCUAGGGCCUCAUUUAUCAAGCUGGAUACAAGCACGUUUAUUUGUAAAUCCUUCAUGGGAGAAUUUAAUUUGGAAAGAAAAUGCAUCCCAAGAGAGGAUGGGCAAAUUGACAUAUAAGGAAGCUCACUAACAUGAUCCUGGAUUUUAUGGAGGCAAUUCAUGUAACGUGUGAUGAGUUAAUCAUUGUAAUUAAUCGGAUUGCUUUGUCGGCCAUUUCGUGUUCACAGAUGAAGAAAAUCGUUAAUUAAAAUAAAUAGAAUUAUUGAAUCAACACAAAAAAGUCUCCAUGUCCUACAAAGUUGCAUUAUUGGAACAUAAUCACACAUCACACUUAAACUAUAAACUUUUAGGUUUAGAUGCACAGUAUCCUCCACCAUCAACUAAAAAUACAGAGGCACUUUUAAGCUGUUCUGGUGGAUUAUAGUGGCUCAACACACAUGUUGGUUUUUUUAUUUGUCACCCAUUUAAUUUGACAUAAGUAUAAUGAUGUUCCUUUAUCCUUAUCAGAUCUAAAGUGAGGUUGUUAACCCAGUGCUUAGUCCUUGCUUCUUCAGUUUAUCUCAAAAGGGAACUCAUUAGUGAAGAAAAAGUCAGCGUGAAGUAUUUUAUACUCAUUUAUAUAGUCAAUCAUAGUAUUAUAUAGUCAUUAGAUACACAUUUUUAUAUUAAAAUGCUUAAAUUCUAAGAAAAUAUAGGUGGUCUAAACCAUUGUAAAUGGAUUAAAUGCCAAUGCAAACACAUCAGGUCAUAAUACAUUCCUGCAAAGUAUCAGUCAUCUGAUAUCUACAUAUCUACACAUCUACAUAUCAUGCAAUGAACUGUUUUCAGACUGUGCUUGACAAUACACAUGCAAGUAUUUUGAAUGACUUUUGACUGCCCUCUACCGGCAAAAUGGCAUAUCUCCAAUUUAUUUAAGCUGCAAAGAGCAAAGGCCAGUAUGAUCUUGCCAAGAAAAAAUAGCUAUAGUGAAUACAACGACUUGUGGUAGUUAAAGCCAUAAUAAUGUUCCUUAAAAAAUACAAAUGUGAUUUGAAUACAGAUGGUCUUUGAUUAAGACUGAAAAAACAUUGCAUCACAACUCAGGUGUGUCUUCUUCCUGUGAUAGCAGCCUACAUGUGAUUGUUAUGUAACCAGUGAAAGCAAAUGCUUACCUGACAGGUCUUGCAGGACUGUAUCAGAAAACACUUGUAUCUGGUUUCAAAAUCAAGCACAACAAACUACGAGAUUGUUUCACCUCUGGAUCAGAAAAGCAACAUUUUUCACACAGGACUGUAAGAGUUUUCUUUAUUCACUUGAGAACUAAAGCUUGUAUACAGUGCAUAUCUUUA